Molecule: messenger RNA, 2973 nt
Organism: Branchiostoma belcheri (Belcher's lancelet)
Lineage: Eukaryota; Metazoa; Chordata; Leptocardii; Amphioxiformes; Branchiostomatidae
Exons: 15
Coding region: 22-2841 (939 amino acids)
Biological process (GO): glycolipid biosynthetic process
Cellular component (GO): membrane
Molecular function (GO): galactosylceramide sulfotransferase activity
Source: RefSeq, a predicted model, not a curated record
GACAUUUCCUUACAGGUGACUAUGUGGAACCUUCCGUGUAAGAAGAAGUUAGGAACAGUAACGACGGGUCUUCUCAUCCUUGUCGGCAUCUUCAUUCUACUUAUUCACAACCUUGGGAUAGGACAACAUGGGACUACGACGCGUUCGUCUUCUGAAGACGAAAAUCUUCGCGUUGAGGAUGAAAUACAACAGGACUCGGAUAUAAUAAGAGCUGGCACAGAAAGUACUGAAGAUGCUACCAUUAGCGAUGCCGACAACAGCCAUGAUUUAAACGAGUACAUCGAGCACCGAGAUGCCGACAACAGCUAUGCUUCAAACAAGUACACCGAGGACCGUGAUGCCGAUGACAGCGCUGCUUCGAACAAGUACACCGAGCACAGUGUCUCAAAAGCGCCUGAGGGUGCCGAUGGCUUAAACGGGCAAUGCAAGAUGAAGAAAAGUAUUUUAUUUAUGAAGGUGCACAAGGCAGGCUCUCACACAACAGCCUGUAUUCUACAAAGGUUCGGCUACGAACACGGACUCAACUUCGUCCUACCAAAGAAGUGUCCGAGCGUGAACCUUGGAUUCCCGGGAGGCAUGACAGACGACAUACUGAUGCAUCAGGACGUGGAUGAGUACAACCUGCUGGUGCAUCACACAGUGUACGACAGAGUCAAGUUUCACAAGCUCAUGGCUCCGGACACUCAGUUCGUCACCAUCCUCAGGGAACCUCUCAGUCACCUCAAGUCGUGUUUCUUCUACUUCAGCAGGGACAAAAAGUUCGCCUUAGCGGGCGAGAAAAACCCACUGGGCAAAUAUCUGGAUAACCCCUGGCGGUAUGAGGGUUCGACAAGAGCGAAGAAGGCCAGGGCGUCCAUGACCAUGAACUUACAAUCUUUCGUCCUAGGGUGGAAGGAUCGCUUCAACAAAGACCCAGAUGACGUGAGGAAGUUUCUCUCCCAGCUCGACAGUGACUUCCCCCUGGUCCUCAUCCUGGAGUACUUCGACGCGUCGCUAGUCCUGCUGAAGCGCCUGAUGUGCUGGACGUUCUACAACAUCCUGUAUGACAUGCAGCCCAGGAAUGAACAAAAAUACACAAAGAAAGAGUCAGCCUACACCGAGCAACAACUCCUGAACCACCGGAACGCGAGCUUUGUCGACUAUCAACUGUACGAACAUUUGAACAAAAGUCUGUGGGCGAAGAUAGAGGCAGCAGGGCAGGACUUCCAAGACGAGCUAGAAGCCUUUCAACAGUUAAACGACGACGUCAACAGUUACUGCAAACGACAACCCACAGACAAGAAAAUCUUUCCGGGAUCAAAGUGGAAUGGACCGGUCGAAAUUAAACCUAGCUUCUGUCAGGAUUUGAAACUGGAACGCAUUCAGUGGGACGUCAAAAUCUGCCAACGCGCAGGCGGGUAUGGCAAGGGCAAAAUGCGCAGAAAACAAAAGAAGUUAGGAACAGUAACGACGGAAAGUACUGAAGAUGCUACCACUAGCGAUGACAACAACAGCGCUGCUUCGAACAAGUACAUCGAGCACCCUGUCUCAAAUGCGCCUGAGGGUGCCGAUGGCUUAAACGGGCAAUGCAAGAUGAAGAAAAGUAUCUUAUUUAUGAAGGUGCACAAGGCAGGCUCUCACACAACAGUCUGUAUUCUACAAAGGUUCGGCUACGAACACGGACUCAACUUCGUCCUACCAAAGAAGUGUCCGAGCGUGAACCUUGGAUUUCCGGGAGGCAUGACAGACGACAUACUGAUGCAUCAGGACGUGGAUGAGUACAACCUGCUGGUGCAUCACACCGUGUACGACAGAGUCAAGUUUCACAAGCUCAUGGCUCCGGACACUCAGUUCGUCACCAUCCUCAGGGAACCUCUCAGUCACCUCAAGUCGUGUUUCUUCUACUUCAGCAUGGACAAAAAGUUCGCCUUAGCGGGCGAGAAAAACCCACUGGGCAAAUAUCUGGAUAACCCCUGGCGGUAUGAGGGUUCGACAAGAGCGAAGAAGGCCAGGGCGUCCAUGACCAUGAACUUACAAUCUUUCGUCCUAGGGUGGAAGGAUCGCUUCAACAAAGACCCAGAUGACGUGAGGAUGUUUCUCUCCCAGCUCGACAGUGACUUCCCCCUGGUCCUCAUCCUGGAGUACUUCGACGCGUCGCUAGUCCUGCUGAAGCGCCUGAUGUGCUGGACGUUCUACAACAUCCUGUAUGACAGGCAGCCCAGGAAUGAACAAAAAUACACAAAGAAAGAGUCGGCCUACACCGAGCAACAACUCCUGAACCACCGGAACGCGAGCUUCGUCGACUAUCAACUGUACGAACAUUUCAACAAAAGUCUUUGGGCGAAGAUAGAGGCAGCAGGGCAGGACUUCCAAGACGAGCUAGAAGCCUUUCAACAGUUAAACGACGACGUCAACAGUUACUGCAAACGACAACCCACGGAGAAGAAAAUCUUUCCGGGCUCAAAGUGGAAUGGACCGGUCGAAAUCAAACCUAGCUUCUGUCAGGAUUUGAAACUGGAACGCAUUCAGUGGGAUGUCAAAAUCUGCCAACGCGCAGGCGCGUAUGGCAAGGGCAAAAUGCGCAAAAAACAAGCAAAGUUUCAAAAGAUGAAGGUGAAAAAGCAAAACGGAAAUCCUCCUCCGGCGACGAGAACGGACUUCGAUGAGAAGCUGCAGAAGUCAGAAAUUGAUCAGUUCCUGGCAGGUGUACAGAAGGCCUUCCCUGGCAUGGGGAUGAACGACAUACUGAAGAAAAGUGGCAUUUCUGCAUCUAAAGUCGUCCUGGCGAUUAGACAAGGUCGCUACACGGUAGAGGAAGCGGUGAAAAUGUUUAAGUCACGUAUCCAAAGUAAGAAAAAUUAGCGCAAAAUAUCUAUCAUUAGCUAAAUUCAGGUAAAUUCAUUAUCGGUGAAGGCUAUGCUUCGUUCUUUCUCCUCUUUCUGGAUUGUUAAGAAAACUUCUGUGAAUAAAUGGUUUCUAGUACAUGGUUCACUU